GUGUAACGAUUUCAAGAGAGGGUUUAGUGAUUCCCUGGGGUUUCAAUCCCCCCUGGCUAGGACCAGGAGUCCUCUUGUCACUCAUGCUGCUGAAAUGAAUUCAGCAUUUUCAGGACUCACUCACGAUCAUAAAAUGGCUAAUUUAUUUGGAUCGCAGUGGCCUGGCCCCGACGGGAUGCUCUCACCACUGAAUGGAGUCAGUGGUUGUUCAAUGGGUUCUCCCAGGUCUCAGUUGAAUGGAUUUGAUGGGGGUUUGAUGGAUUCACCGAGGUCUCAAUUGAACGGAUUCAGUGGUGGUUCAAUGGAUUCUCUGAGGUCUCAAGUGAAUGGAUUCAGUGGUGGCUCCAUGAAUUCUCCCAGGCGCAGGAGGCAGCUGAUGAAUGAUUAUUAUUGUAGGGGAAGCUUGGCGCCGGAGCUUGUUGCUUCCUUGAGUAGGAGUCCGGCAACGGUUGAUGCUGCUUCACUUUACGAGCAUAAAUAUGGAAUCAAUUUACCUGAAGAAAGAGGGGUGAUGUCAAGAUUGCCUAACAAUAACAAUUUUAGGCCAUGUACAAGUGUUCAAGAGUUACUGCAGUUUGGCCUUUCUCUGCCUAAUGCAACAAGAGGUGUCCCGCGUUCAAAUACUAGAAUGCCCCAGGGGAAUCUAGACUCCAUUACUAGUGAGGGGAGCUUCAUCAUACAAGGGGAAGGUUUAAAUUAUGUUGUUAGCAGGGGUUUGGAUCAUUCACGGUGUCAGCGUGCUGGGUGUGAAAGUGGCUUUGCUAAGCAGCUACAUAGGUCGGAGCCUGACAUCCGACACCAGAUUGUAGGAUAUGAAAAUCCUAGGAGUCCGAGGAAUGGUUGCUCAUUCCCUUUGCUACCUAAGUAUAAUUCCCUAGUAGAAGCCCGGGGGUCGAUAUAUUUAAUAGCCAAAGAUCAGCAUGGCUGUAGGUUCCUGCAAAGAAUGUUUGAUGAGGGUACACUGGAAGAUGUACAAGUGAUAUUUAAUGAGAUCAUUGAUCAUGUUGUGGAACUUAUGAUAAAUCCUUUUGGAAAUUACCUUAUGCAGAAGUUGUUGGAUGUUUGUGACGAAGAACAGAGGAUGCAGAUCAUACUCGUGGUUACUCAGGAGCCAGGGCAGCUUGUCAGAAUCUCUUUAAACACUCAUGGCACUCGUGUGGUACAGAAGCUGAUUGAGACUCUCAAAACUAGGCAGCAAAUUUCGUUAGUUGUAUCAGCUCUUGAACCAGGAUUUUUGUCCCUCAUCAAAGAUCUUAAUGGAAAUCAUGUGGUUCAGCAUUGUUUACAAUGCCUAAGCAAUGAAGAUAACAAAUUCAUAUUUGUUGCUGCUGCAAAGUAUUGUGUUGACAUUGCAACUCAUCAACACGGAUGUUGUGUUCUGCAAAGAUGCAUUGGUCAUUCAAGUGGGGAGUAUAGAGAAAAACUGGUUGCAGAAAUAUCUAAUAAUGCACUUCUGCUGGCUCAAGAUCAGUAUGGAAAUUAUGUUGUUCAAUUUAUCUUGGACUUGAGGAUUCCUUCGGCCACUUCAACUUUAAGUUCGCAAUUUCAAGGUAAAUAUGUGCACAUGUCAAUGCAGAAGUUCAGCAGCCAUGUGGUUGAAAAAUGUCUUGCUGUAUUCAAUGAUGAGAAACGAUCAAGUGUCAUUCAUGAACUGCUCUAUGCUCCUCACUUUGAGCAGUUGCUUCAAGAUCCACAUGCAAAUUAUGUUGUUCAGUCAGCUCUUCGACAUUCUGAGGGCCAUGUGCAUAACUUGCUAGUUGAAGCAAUCGAGUCCCACAAAGCAAUUUCGCGGAAUAGCCCGUAUUCCAAGAAGAUUUUCUCGCAGAAGCUUUUGAAGAAAUGAUGUAUAUUCUUCCCUUAGCAAGAACUGUUGUUGUUCUACAUGAAAAAUCAUUUUGGAGUUUGCCACUGAAAAAAUGCAUUGCAUGGUUAUUUAACUGUAAGUUGGGAUACUAAUAACCAUACAAAGGAGACAAUCUAUUUAGAAUUGCUUAUCCAUCUGCUCAGCUAAUCUUUUUUUUUUUUUUUUUUUAUAAAAAAAAUAGAGAAAAAGAAAGAGCAGAAAAUUUUGCUCUGAUUUAAAUUUUAGACUUUGAAUGUACUAUUCUGUUGUCCUGUGUCUCAACUUCUUGGAUAUUAUGAUCCUGUUAAUUAAGGUAUUCUCACUGGCUGAGAAUGUACAGUGUAUAGUGUUAGAACGUUUGAUGUUUCUGUAAACUACUACGAGGGAAUCUCUCAGAAUAACUUCCUUUGUUCUGUGCGCAAGGGAAUGAAUGACGCUGGUUCUUUAAUUGUA
This is a messenger RNA of Cajanus cajan (pigeon pea), 2296 nucleotides long. RefSeq lists its product as uncharacterized. The record is from RefSeq and is a predicted model, not a curated record. Lineage: Eukaryota; Viridiplantae; Streptophyta; Magnoliopsida; Fabales; Fabaceae. Gene Ontology annotation, cellular component: cytoplasm. Gene Ontology annotation, molecular function: mRNA binding. Gene Ontology annotation, biological process: post-transcriptional regulation of gene expression.